Messenger RNA from Chenopodium quinoa (quinoa), 2887 nucleotides. Its product is annotated as dymeclin-like. Gene Ontology annotation, biological process: Golgi organization. The coding region runs from base 445 to 2619 and encodes 724 amino acids. Lineage: Eukaryota; Viridiplantae; Streptophyta; Magnoliopsida; Caryophyllales; Amaranthaceae. The record is from RefSeq and is a predicted model, not a curated record. Gene Ontology annotation, cellular component: Golgi apparatus. The transcript has 18 exons.
AACUUCUAUACUAAGAGUACAAUUCAAUCAUGCUCAUAUAUUGCCAUAUAAGUUCACAAGACUUUGAACUUAUAUGGAUAUUGUAAAAUCAAAUCAAUAAUUGGUGAUUUGGCAUUCACCUUAUUUUCUAACAAUAAAAAAAAAUAUAAUAAAAAAAUAGAAAAAAAGUAACCGAAAACCCAUGUGCUACAAAAUAUGCUGAAAUCUGUUCUUGAUCUGCUUCAACUUUUGUUCCUCAACUCACUCUUCCUUGUCAUUCACUCUAUUCUUUCUUUCGCAUUCUUCUCCUUCUAAUCUCCCCUCAAUUUCCACACCUCAAUCUCUUACUCCAUUCUCUUCCUUGCAAUGUAAUUCUAUUCCUCCUGCCUUACCAAUUUGAUUGAUUCACCGAGUUGCAUUGAUUGAUUCUAACCAAUUUGACUCGUUAAUUGUGAUCCAAUUCAAAUGGGUUCCGUACCAUCUACGCCGCGUAACGCUAGUGUUGUACCGCAGGAUACGGUUGAGUAUGUCAUCGCUACCUUUGUCGGUGAGAAAUCGUUUCCUCUUACCUCUGAAUUUUGGCACAAAUUGCUUGAAUUACCCCUUCAAUUCCAUUGGCCUCCUGAUCGUGUUCGUCAAGCAUGCGACUCUUUGGCGCAGAACAACUAUUACACAAGGCAUCUUGCGAAACUCUUGAUCCACUUAUCAUAUUGUUUGCAAGAUUGUAUUUCAUGCCCUGGUGCUCCAUCCAUUACCUUUACGAAGGCUCUGAAUGCUGCCUACUUAUCUUCAGUUUUUCUGACACAUACAAUAGAAAAUAGCAAGACUGGAAACUUUGAGGAAUUACACCUUUCCCUGGUUGAUCACGAGGUACCAAGUGGUUUGCCUAAAGAUCAAAGUGUUGAAAAUAUCAUCAUCUGCAGUGUACUUAGCUUUAUUGGCACCGUUGAGGCUAGUCCUCGCACAUACCAGCUUCACUGUGAACUGCUUAACUUCAUGAUGGCCGCCAUGUCGACUCAGCUUCUGUCUGGCCCAUCAUCAGGACCAAAGGAUUUCCAUCCAUUUCUAGAUGCUAUUAUGUCUCAGGAAGCUUCUCUGGUUGCAUCGGUGGUUUCUAAGCUGCUGGUAAAUUAUAUUUCCCAAUCACUGAGUGGCUUUAGCGGUGCAUCUUACUCUACCUUUGAAGGGAGUCAGUCUGGUGUCUUACAAAAAGUUGGAUCAGCUGCUGCUAAUUUUGUGUUAUUUCCACUCAAUCUCACUGUUGGUUCAAACAAUGAAGCUUCAAAAAGUCUGUUGGCACAGAGCAGUCUUCAUAUACUUCUUAUUCUUGUACAUUUUCGUAGUGCUGUUGCUGAUGAUUUCAUUAUUGGUAAAAAUGAUGGUAAUGGUGCUUCAGAUGCUUUGCAUAAAGAAAAGACAUAUUUUUGUGAAAAUCCUUUUUGCAAGGCUUUAGAAAACGCAAGGGAUGUUGAAUUUGAUCGGCUUGAUGUUGAGGGGAAUGCUCACAGUGGCCCACUUGCAAGGGUACCCUUUGCCUCUCUUUAUGAUACUUUAGGAAUGUGCUUAGCUGAUGAAGCUGCUAUCCUGCUUCUCUAUUCUUUGGUGCAUGGGAAUGCAGAUUUUCUUGAAUAUGUGUUAGUGCGGACUGAUCUCGAUACUCUGUUAAUGCCUAUCUUGGAAAUUUUGUAUAAUGCUCCACAGAGGACAUCAAAUCAGAUCUACAUGCUGUUGAUUAUUCUGCUUAUCCUUAGUCAGGAUUCUACUUUCAAUGCUAGUGUUCACAAGCUGAUGCUACCAAAUGUGCCUUGGUAUAAGGAACGACGACUGAACUAUACAUCUAUUGGAUCAUUGAUGGUCAUAAUACUUAUAAGAACUGUGAAAUACAACUUAUGUAGGCUACAGGAUGUUUAUCUCCACACUAACUGUCUGGCAGCUUUGACGAAUAUGGCUCCUCAUGUUCAUCGUUUGGAUGCAUAUGCAUCACAAAGAUUAGUCAGCCUAUUCCAUAUGCUUUCUCGAAAGUACACCAAGUUAGCAGAGCUGCAAAAUGAUAAGAUGCAAAUAAAUAAAGUAAACUCCACAGAAGGCGACAACAUGUUGGAGGAUGUGUCCAUGGAGCUGCAUAUUUAUACUGAUUUCUUGCGGAUAGUUCUGGAAAUAAUAAAUGCAAUUCUGACGUAUGCUCUGCCUCGGAAUCCUGAGGUUGUUUAUGCGGUGAUGCACAGACAGGAGAUAUUUGAGCCCUUCAGGAAUCAUCCCAGAUUCAAUGAACUGCUUGAAAAUAUAUUUACUGUUUUAGAUUUCUUCAACACUCGACUGGAUGCUCAAGAGUUAGAUGGUGAGUGGUCUGUGGAAAAGGUGCUUCAGGUUAUAACCAACAAUUGUAAAUCCUGGCAUGGGGAAGGAAUGAAGAGGUUCACUCAAUUGCGUUUCACUUAUGAACAAGAAAGCCACCCUGAAGAGUUCUUCAUUCCAUAUGUGUGGCAGCUUGCUGUAGCUAAAUGUGGAUUUGCUUUCAGUCCCAGCAAAAUAAACUUGUUUUUAGUUGAUUUGUCUAGAGAGACUGCUUAUAGGGGUGAAGGAGAUCAUAAAAAUCAUGAUGGAGAGUUGAGUGCGCAGGAAGUUGAGCUUGACCCUUAGCGGAUGAAGACUAGGGGUUUACAUUUUGAAGUGAUAUUAUACGAAUGUAAAUAUAGAUCUAUUAGCAGAGAAUGUGUAAUUCUUCUUAUUCUUUCUGUCCAUAUGUUGGAGUAAUGUAAAGGGCCUUCCUAUAGUAUGGCAUAUGUGAAUGAUGCUAUGUAAUAUUUCUUAAAGAAUAAAUGCUCUCAAAUAUAUUGAUUCAACUCCCUUAUAAGCGUAACUAAUUUUUGGUUCAAUAAGUGUUCGGGAGCUGUAUUUUAUCAUUCUA